AAAUUAACAAAUCCAUCCACCUCUCUCCACUUUUCCAAUUCCUGUCCGAAGGAUCUCGUGAAUCUUCUCUCCAUCUGCGUUUUCUUUUGUUUUCUCUUUCGUUGGGCUUUCUGCAAUCUGCAUGGACAUUGAGAAACCGCUCUUCGUUAACAUAUGGGUUUCUGGUUUUGCCAGGCCUUCAUGGGCAGUUCUAUUGUUGAUAUUCACAGUUAUCGCAGUUUCAUGUUUCCAGAUAACCACAAAAGCCGUUUUCCCGAUAAGGGUGGUUUUGGGUUCAGAGAAAAGCGGUAUUCCGGUCGACCCAAGUAGCUGUUCUGGGAUUUUCCGGCAAGGACCGCCACGGAAGGUAGUUAUGUCGUUAACGGACUUUGGUGGCGUCGGUGAUGGUAUAACUUCAAAUACUGAAGCGUUUCGGAAGGCGAUACGAAAAAUGGAGCAUUUCGGAGAUAAAGGUGGAUCACAGCUUAAUGUUCCUAAAGGGAGAUGGGUUACUGGUAGCUUCAAUCUCACCAGCAACUUCACGCUUUUUCUUGAAGAUGGUGCUGUGAUUUUAGGCUCUCAGAACCCAAAAGAGUGGCCUGUAAUAGAGCCAUUGCUGUCUUAUGGGCGAGGAAGAGAAAGAUUGGGAGGGAGACACAUUAGCCUCAUUCAUGGAGAUGGUCUCACUGAUGUUAUCAUUACAGGAAAAAAUGCGACAAUCGAUGGUCGGGGAAAGAUGUGGUGGGACCUUUGGUGGAACAGGUCACUUGAGUAUACUAGGGGUCACCUCCUUGAAAUAAUGAACUCUCAGAACAUUCUCAUCUCCAACUUAACCUUCCUUAACUCUCCCUUUUGGACAAUCCAUCCUGUUUACUGCAGUGAUGUUGUAAUCAAAGGAAUGACUAUAUUGGCUCCCCUCAAUUCCCCAAACACAGAUGGUAUAGACCCAGACUCAAGCAAAAAUGUUUGUAUUGAAGACUGUUACAUUGAGAGUGGGGAUGAUCUUGUAGCAGUAAAGAGCGGGUGGGACCAAUAUGGUAUUUCCAUGGCCCGACCAAGCAUGAACAUCAUAGUAAGGAGGGUAUCGGGCACAACUCCUACUUGUUCUGGGCUUGGAAUUGGUAGUGAGAUGUCUGGUGGGAUAUCAAAUAUAACCGUGGAAGAUUUGCACAUCAGAGAUUCAGCAGCCGGGGUACGUGUGAAGACUGACAAUGGGAGAGGGGGAUAUAUAAGCAAUAUCACCAUAACUAAUGUAACCAUGGAGAGAGUGAAGAUACCAAUAAGGUUUAGCAGAGGGUCCAAUGACCACCCAGAUGACAAAUGGGACCCUAAUGCCCUUCCCAUUGUGAAGGGAAUAUUCAUAAGUAAUGUGGUCAGUGUAGACACAAAGAAAGCACCAGUCUUAGAGGGUAUUGAGAAUGCUCCAUUUGAAGGAAUAUGCAUGACAAAUGUUACUUUAUCUGGAUUACCUUCAUCUGCAACAUGGCACUGUGAAUUUAUCAUAGGUGAUACAGUCAGAGUACAUCCAAUGCCAUGUCCUCAGCUUCAGACUAACAACUCUUCAUUCAGAUGUCCACACUCUUGAGUUUCAAUGAACCAUGUAUAGGGUAGCAUUCUUUGAGAGGUUAAGUUGGAUGUGGUCAAGCCUACACUGAGAAAUUGGGUGUCAACGAAUUUAAGUGAUGCAUAAUUGAGCAGGACCAGAUUUGAUUUGGUUGGUAUAGUGUGCAGGUGAUUUGAGAAGAUUGAUGUAUAUUAGCUUGAAUUCCAUUGAAGCAUUAUGGCAAGCUUUUAUACCUCAACAUUUAACGAGUGCACAUUAUGAUCUUCAUCACCUCACCCUCUCCUUGGAUCGAGUUGGGCAGGUGAUGUGUAUACCUCGCAAUGAUUGGAAUUUUUCUACAGGAAUUGGCUUUCACCCCCUUUUCUGGGAUUAAUCAACUGGGGUUUAUUAAGCCCCCAACAGUUUUUCAUGGUGAAGAUUGUACAUGAAAAAGAACAGUUAAUCAGAUUUAUUUCAUGAGAUUUUCUUUUUCUUCUCAA
Macadamia integrifolia is the source of this 2022-nucleotide messenger RNA. RefSeq names its product probable polygalacturonase. Gene Ontology annotation, molecular function: polygalacturonase activity. Lineage: Eukaryota; Viridiplantae; Streptophyta; Magnoliopsida; Proteales; Proteaceae. Gene Ontology annotation, biological process: carbohydrate metabolic process. The transcript has 5 exons. The record is from RefSeq and is a predicted model, not a curated record. Bases 122 to 1564 code for a protein of 480 amino acids.